Messenger RNA from Kuraishia capsulata CBS 1993, 2169 nucleotides. RefSeq lists its product as uncharacterized. The transcript has a single exon. NCBI's taxonomy places the organism in Eukaryota, Fungi, Ascomycota, Pichiomycetes, Pichiales, Pichiaceae. Bases 1 to 2169 code for a protein of 722 amino acids. The record is from RefSeq and is a predicted model, not a curated record.
AUGUCCCUCUUCAAACGAAAAUGCUCGGGCUCCAAGCAGGAGUGUGAAAAGCCUGCCGAUUCGAAUGAUGCACUUGAGAUCGCGCUGGGCGUGUGUAUUCCUGUGGUGGUAGUUGUGAUCGUCAUAGCUAUCGUGCUAUUCAAAGUUCGUCGGAGGGCGAAGCGGGAGGAUGCCGAAGAUAACGAUCCCGAUUUCGAUGGCGACAACACAGUUCUGCCCGACUAUCCAGACAAGGCUGAAUAUUAUUCCAGAGAUAACCCUUUUGAGACGAAUUCGGCAUUGCGGUAUCCAGCUGGCGCUAUUGAGAGCAAGGAUCUCCAUUACCAGUCCAAUAACACCAAAAUGUAUUCGCAUUACAACUCUUCGACAUUGAAUGCUUAUGGCCAGCAUGUCGACUCGUUUGUUUUGCCAUAUACACAUGAUGUGGGCUCCAAACAGUCUUUGGACAAUCUGGCGCGUGCACUUGGUUCUGAUUAUCAGGGCUACCGCGUUGCCUCUCAGUCAAUUGAUAUCGGAUCACGCACCUCGAGCUUUACCUCAAGACCACUGACAGGCUACGAGCGGUCCGUGCUCUCUGGAGAGAAUGUAUCAGCCACCAGGUUAGCUCCCCUUGAAACUGAGGAAAAGUCUCCAUUCACGUCCAGUUCGGAAGGGGAUGCUGAUGAAAAAACAGAGAAAGAAGAGAAUUUUGAUGAGGAGAUGGAUGGUCAGAGAACCAUAGGCCAGGGAUUCACACACGUUUCCCCACAGAGGCAAGCUGGAGUUGGGUAUGAAUCACCAGAGAGAGGGUCACCAGAAAGAGGGUCACCAGAAAGAGGGUCACCACAGAGACAGUCUCCUGAAAGACAAUCUCCUGCGUAUGACCAAUCACCUGUCAGACAGUCACCUCUGAAGUAUCAAUCGGCAGUGGGAUAUGAGUCAGCGGGAGACCAUGACAAUGAGCUAGACAAUGAGUUCGAGGAAAAGAAUUUUGAAGAUCAGAACAAUGACUAUAACUAUCAAUCUGAAGUUUACCAAUCUCCCACCAAAAGCUCAAGGUCGCUCAACCAGUCACCGGCCAAAACUUCUCACUCGGUUCAGCCUUCUUCUGGCUCCAUCCAGCCUUCACCAGCUAAAACUGCAUAUUCCAUAAUGCCUUCUCAUCACGGAAACGACCCGGAAGAGGCCGAUGUGCCAGACCUCCACGACGUGAUUGAGGAGGACAACGUUCCUUUGACUGCAGAAGAGGAUGAGCAGAUCCAGAGAAUGAAGUCCGUCUACAAGGUGUAUUUCUCCAGGGAAAACUCCAUCAAAUCCAAAAAGAGCAUGCUCGAGGAAGCUGGGUUCGACAACUCCAACAUGCCUCCAUUGCCAGCUGUGAGUUCGGCUGCAGCGGUGGCUCCGGUUCGUGAAAAGCCUAACCUCAAGGUUGACACGGACUACAGAGCCAGCUAUGCGUCCUCCGUUUACACCGAGAACCCAGCUCCGUACCAGCAAUCCACGCAUCCCCAAUACCCUCACCAGCAAAUCCAGAACAUGCUUACCGCCCAGGAGCAGGAACGUCAAAGGGCCUAUGCCGAGUACAAUGCAAGAAGCCGCGGACCUCCGCCACAGCAACCAUACGUGAUUGCGCCGUCCAAGCCACGCAAACGUAUGGAAGCCAUUCCUUCACCUCACAGCCUGGAAAACCGCAAAUCCUCUUUGCUGACGUUCACGGAGUUCCAACCCAAUCGCAAAUACUCCGACAAGCAGCAUUCCUCGCCAUUGCUGAACCAGAAAGAUGUGGCGGCUUUCAACCCAAUUGACAACGAUUACUGGUCGCCUACGUCGCCUCAGACGGGUUCUAUGCCACUUCCUAACGGCCAGCAACAUCAACAGCAGCAGCAACUGGCACCACACCAUUUCCGCAACUCGGUGGUGAUGACGAAUCCAGUGGAAAUAACCAAGACCAAGUCCUAUAGACCUGCUGGAUCAUUUACCACAGCAAUGGAUCAAUCACGCAGUGUUCCAGGCUCGAUUCCUGGGUCCCCAAGUGUCUCCAGUGGGAUGUUUUCACCCAAUGUCGGAUACAAGGAGCAUUUCGAUGACUACCAGCCUCCAACUGCAUACACCCACGGAGCUCAGAACUUGGUGACGAGGAGCGGAAGUCAGCAGGAUUUGCGGAAGUACAUUGACAAUGCAAACAUAUAA